This is a messenger RNA of Platichthys flesus (European flounder), 1818 nucleotides long. It is a transcript of the gene gfral, whose product is annotated as GDNF family receptor alpha like. The record is from RefSeq and is a predicted model, not a curated record. Gene Ontology annotation, molecular function: signaling receptor activity. The transcript has 9 exons. The coding region runs from base 69 to 1256 and encodes 395 amino acids. NCBI's taxonomy places the organism in Eukaryota, Metazoa, Chordata, Actinopteri, Pleuronectiformes, Pleuronectidae. Gene Ontology annotation, cellular component: external side of plasma membrane; signaling receptor complex. Gene Ontology annotation, biological process: nervous system development.
GCAGACGAGAGGCACAGACCGGCUGCAGGAGGGCGCCAGUGUCAAGUCACAGCCUCACAGCAGCUAUCAUGCAACUGACACAUGUGGAAGCUGUGCUCAUCCUCGGGAUUGUUAUUCCUCAGAUAUCCAGCAUCAGGGUCUUGUCUGCACCCCCCGACUGUUGGGCUUCUCUGGAUACCUGCAUGUCAGAUUUAUGUGAGAGCGAACAGGCGUUUUACGGCGGCAUCUGUAAAGAUGAAGGGUGCCAAAUAAAGGGCUCAGAGGUCUGUAACUUGACCAUCCAGACCGCACUGGACCAAUUUCCCUCUCUGCGAGGGUGUGUGUGUGCACGGGAGGAGGAGGAGGACCUGUGCGACUCCAUACAAGCGCUAGCCGAACAAUGCCACAGAAAGCCAGUGAGUAACAAGAAGAGGAGCACGGUGGUGAACUGGGAGUCAAGCACUUUGAUAGGCCGUGUGUAUGACGGUGCUGGCUCCUGCUUUGACCAGAUGGCGGUUUGUCUCGGUGACGCCGUUUUCCAGAAGCACCUGAUAUCUGUUCUCUCGGCGUGUACGGCAGAUCCGUGCGACCGUGACCUCUGCCAGGAAGUGACGAGGCACUUCUACGGGAGCAUGCCGCAGAACGUGGCGGAGAUGCUGGUCAUGUGCGAGUGUGAGGCUUCAGAUGAGAGCUGCCUGCAGAUGAAAACGUCUCUGCACAGCGGCCCGUGCGCAGACGAGACCCGGAUCUGCCAGGAGAGAGUUAAACAGUGUCUUGAGGAUGGUAUCUGCAGCGACCUGUUAGAAAACUUCCGAGCCAAAUGCUGGAGCUUGGAAAACGAUCAGUGUGGCGACCGUGUGGAUGAAUGUCUCGCCAGCAUGGACCCAGCUUCCAUCUUCUGGGCAGAUCCUGAAUGCAAAAUGGCCUUCGUAGACACUCUGGGCACAGUGCUGCACCGUCCUUGUUCAUGCAGAGGCGUGCACAUUGACGACCUGCGGACGUGCAACAUGAUUCAUGAUGUGUUUCAUAACAGAUCAGUGUUCAGGACAUCUUUGAAAAGUAGCAGUGUUCCUCCUAAACCUCCGAAGCUCAACGAGUCUGAGCAUCGUCACACACGGUCACAUGAUUAUCUGCUGUAUGCCUUUGCAACUGUGCUGCUUGUCGGAGUCGUUGUUCUGAUGCCUCUGGCUGUUGUCAGUAAACUUUGGAUGUUGAGGAAAAGAGAUGAAACGAAAUUUCACCCUCCACAGAAAGGCCGCUUUGUUGUUAUUCUCUGAUGUUUGUUCGACGUUAGUGAUGUUAACCACAAAUCUUACAUUUCUUCAUAUUUAACUUUAAAAGAUUCAAGAUGACAGUUUGGAUUUUGUAGCGCAAAUAGCAGGAAUUCCACAACGUAGAUAAAAACAUAUCUGAGCAAUUCUGUACAGAUUCAAUCUCACGGCUGAUGUGACAUGUAAUAUAAUCUAUGUUAUUGUUACUUUUGUAGUGUAUCCUGCAUGGUCUUUGUAUUCAUGUGCUUUAUUAGAGAAAAUGUAUUUAAAAACUUUAUUCUACAGUUAAACGAGUCUCAACAUGAAGUACUGCUGAGAAAGAUGAUGAUGCGUGAGAUGAGAGGAUUUUUAUUUAUAAAAAUAAGAAACCUCUGAGGCAACCGACGAAAUCUUCAGAAUCGAUCGCAGCUCUUCAGUUAUUAAUCUCUUCAACAGUUUCAAACUGAAUCCAUUAAUCAUUGUAAGAAAAUCACAUAUCUGACACGUCAGAGAUUGCUCCAUUUCAUUGUCUGUGAUGAUUUAUCAAUGUGCUAUGCUGCCUCUGUAUCUGAUAAUAAAUCAACACAUC